UCUUUGGAAGUCCGCACCCUCACCUUUGCCGCUCGCAGAAACGCCCAAGAAGCAGAAACCCUCAAGAAGCCGGCAGGUCCGUCGUGUCACUUCCAGCCUUGCUCCGGACUCCUCCAAACCCCAGCCAGUUCGCUGCCUCUGGAGCCCACGGGCGGCCCCGUUCUGUGGGGCGCAUGGGGCGGCGCUAACUGGGCUGGCGGCACAGGCCAGGAGCCUCUCCAACAUGAACCUCGUGGGCAGCUACGCACACCAUCACCACCAUCACCACCCACACCCGGCGCACCCCAUGCUGCACGAACCCUUCCUCUUUGGUCCGGCCUCCCGUUGCCACCAGGAGCGGCCUUACUUCCAGAGCUGGCUGCUGAGCCCGGCUGAGGCUGCCCCCGAUUUCGCCGCCGGCGGGCCACCGCCUACCCCCGCAGUAGCGGCGGCUGCCUACGGUCCCGAUGCCAGGCCGGGUCAGAGCCCGGGGCGGCUGGAGGCUCUCGGAGGCCGCCUGCCCAGGCGAAAAGGCUCAGGACCCAAGAAGGAGCGGAGGCGCACGGAGAGCAUUAACAGCGCUUUCGCGGAGCUGCGUGAGUGCAUCCCCAACGUGCCCGCCGACACUAAGCUCUCCAAGAUCAAGACCUUGCGCCUGGCCACCAGCUACAUCGCCUACCUGAUGGACGUGCUGGCCAAGGAUGCGCAGGCGGGUGACCCCGAGGCCUUCAAGGCUGAACUCAAAAAGGCGGAUGGAGGCCGCGAGAGCAAGCGGAAAAGGGAGACGCCUCAGCACGAAGGCUUUCCUCCUGCCCUGGGGCCAGGCGAGAAGAGGAUUAAAGGGCGCACCGGCUGGCCUCAGCAAGUCUGGGCGCUGGAGCUAAACCAGUGAGACCAGGCCGGCGCCGAGGAGCGGGCCGCGGCUGGCCCCUCUGGCCACCUGGAGAGGCGAAGGAGGAACAGCCGAGGCCGGCCUCCCGGUCCCCCCAACCGCGCGCCUCGCCCCGGUCCCCGCGGAGCGCCGGCGGCGGCUGCAGCUACCCACCAGGAUGGCACGUGCAAUGUCCUUUGAAUUUGUUAAUACAAGUAAGAGAAAGAGAAAGUUAUAUAUAUUUUUCGCUUCCCGCCGAGGGCGGCUCUUGGAGGCUCCGAUGCAAGAAAAGAAGGGACUGCGGGAGCCCAGGCGCCCAAGGACGCGCCCUUCCAGACCCGUCUAGGCGGAACUCAGCCCCAAAGGCCGCGGUCGCGCGGCUCUCUGGUUCGGUCACUCCCGUCGCCCCUUCGGCUCUGCGUUAGCACCCCGGACACCUUCUUCUUGAGUUUUUUAAAAAAAAAUGCAAUAAGAGUAAUUGGUAGUUGCCUGCCAGGAAGACGGACGCUGCCUGGGUUGGUCUCCUCCACAGCGGUGUUUUUCCUCUUUGUCUCUGCACUUCCUACCUGGAGGGAAGGCGCUGCUUCCUUCUGUAGCACCUCUGCUUUCCGAGGGAAACAUCUCCCUUCCUUUUCCCUCCCCUCCCCUCUCCCCCCUCUCCUUUCUCCUUCCCCGUCUUCUCGGCCCCCUCUUCCCUUUCCUUCUUUCUCACUCCUCUCCUUUUCUUUCUAAACAAAAGCUUUCCCCUUCGUUGCCGAUUUUUUUUUAAAAACGUAUUUAAACUACCUAUGAUGCCUGCUGCUCUCAGGUAUACAACUCCCGGUCCCCACCCUCUUUUCUACCUCAAAUCCGUGUGCCCACUCGCAGCCCCAC
Molecule: messenger RNA, 1723 nt
Organism: Meriones unguiculatus (Mongolian gerbil)
Lineage: Eukaryota; Metazoa; Chordata; Mammalia; Rodentia; Muridae
Gene: Hand1
Product: heart and neural crest derivatives expressed 1
Exons: 2
Coding region: 224-871 (215 amino acids)
Biological process (GO): heart development; regulation of transcription by RNA polymerase II
Molecular function (GO): protein dimerization activity; DNA-binding transcription factor activity, RNA polymerase II-specific; RNA polymerase II transcription regulatory region sequence-specific DNA binding
Source: RefSeq, a predicted model, not a curated record